Messenger RNA from Fusarium sp. VM40, 1917 nucleotides. The record is from the annotation of a GenBank genome assembly. NCBI's taxonomy places the organism in Eukaryota, Fungi, Ascomycota, Sordariomycetes, Hypocreales, Nectriaceae.
AUGCCACUGUCGGCAAAGAGAGCCUCUAGGGCUCGUCGCGAACCGCGUAAAGCCGCGACUGCGACUGCGACCACAGCUACUUCACCAGUUGAUGUCGAAGAAUCUUCGCCCAGUCGCCCGUCCAAACGUCGAAAGAAGGUAUAUUGUGUUUUCACGAUACUAUCACCUCCGCCUGCUAAUCUUGGCUUUGUCCCGCAGGUCCCAGAGGAAGAAGACACCCCCGCGCCCAACGAUGAUCAACUGGUGUCGCAAAUUACCCAACACCUUCGAAGUCAGGAUGUUCAAGCCAGUAAAGACCAUGCCAAUGUCAUUCAUGAGGCCAAAGGCGACGGGGUCAAGGCCUACGCCAAAGUGGCUGCUCAGGACUGGACCUUCUACAUCACCAAACUCAACGUCAACAUAGGCCGAGCUCCCGAAACGUCACAUAACCCUCAACCCACUGGCUCAGACGAGGACGAGUCACACGUACAUAUCGAUCUAGGGCCCAGCAAGAUGGUAUCGCGAGAGCAUGCUACCAUCUCUUUUGACUCCAAGGAUGAGAAGUGGUUUCUUCGUGUCAAAGGCCGCAAUGGCGCCAAGGUAGACACUCAGCCUGUCAAGGCUGGACAAGCCCACCCUCUCACCAGCGGCGAGGUCAUCGAGAUUGGAAACGUUGAGAUGAUGUUCGUACUGCCGUCCGAAAUCACUCCAUUGACUGUCUACCCCGUUUACCUCCAAAGAGCCGGUGUUAGCGUACAUACACCACAGUCCCGAACAUCACGUCGACAACCCCUCAUUGCGCCGGCGCCCGCCGAGUACAAGCGACCGGGAACCCCAACUUCAGCACAUAGUGUCCUUAAAUCACCGGCUACAAGUACACCUGCUGUCAUGGUUGGGGCCAAUGGCGUUGAUCUGAGCCAGGAUGAGAACCAACACAUCAAACCUCAAUACAGUUAUGCUCAGAUGAUCACGCAAGCAAUUUUGAACGCACCAGAUGGGAAGCUUAAUCUCAAUGGCAUAUAUAAUUAUAUCAUGAACACUUAUGCAUACUAUCGUCAUCAGCAAGCUGCAGGUUGGCAGAACUCUAUUCGGCAUAACCUUUCCCUUAACAAAUCGUUUGACAAGGUCGCAAGGUCAACUGAUGAGCCUGGCAAAGGCAUGAAAUGGCAAAUUGUUCCUGAAGCUAGAGAUGAAAUGAUCAAAAAUGCUUAUCGAGUUGGUCGUGGUGGCCACCGUGGAUCUUCUGCACCUUCGUCUCCAAAUCAACUUGCCUACAUAACACAUGGCCCGAGAGACAUGGCGUCAAGAGAACCCCCCUCCGCUCGCAAACGCAGAGGAUCUCCUCCAGCUUCACCUCCCCCAAGGCCAUCCUUGAUUAUUGCUCAGUCAACACCUGAUCGAUCUUUCGGCAGAAGCGCGACCAUGACAAUUGACGGAAGCCCAUUGCCACGCCCCAGGAAGACACCAGCAAGAGACUCAUCAUUUUCAGUAUACAAUCCUCAAUCACCCACACUCACAUCAUCUUAUCAAGAAGAUGGCGCGUCAUUCGUGACCCCAGCACCUCCAAGGGUGCAUCCCAAGCUCGCACCUCCAAGCACGGCACAACGACCCAGUCAACACAUGCCAACCAGUUCACCAGCACCCUUUUGGAAAUACGCAGAUAUUGGCAGCACACCCUUGAAACCUCUCGGUGGUUAUGAUAUAAGUCCUACCAAGGCUGGAGGUCUGCUGCCUCCGCAAAGUAGCAGUCCUCCGCGUGGAGAUAAGUCGCCUUUGAGUAGCCCUUCUCGGCCUCAAAGGUCAAGCCCGCAGCCUAUUGCUGAACCUGCAGAGGCUGAGGAGGAAGAAGGCUUCGACCUGACAAAGGGAUUCCAGAGUAUCGGUUCGUAUCACGCACCAGUUGGUGGGAGUACAUCCAUUUUGCAAGGGCACUCAUAG